UUGUUUAAUAUUCACGAAACCUAGAAUUACUGCAUACAUUUUAUUGUUGCAACUGCAGAUAUGCAUGCAAGCCUUAAAUCCCUUUACGUUCCUCUUCUAAUGAAUGGGUCUGUUUGCACAAUUACAACUUACAACCAUGACAUCAAAACUCAACAGAACUCUGACUGCAAUUUAUUAUGAAUUAAAAUAGAACUGUGCAUCAAUGAAUAAUCUAUCUAUCUAUCUAUUUAUAUAAUAUAUAAAACCUGAAGCCGGAGCUGUGAAACUGCUAUGUAUGCUACUCGAUGCUCUCUCCAAUCACCAUGUCAACUGAAAACUCAUUAUCCUUUUUAGCCACCUCAUCAUUUUAGUGAUGUUGUCAACUUUUACUUCAACCUUCCUUUUUCCUGUUGUCACAAUGUCACGCGUGCUCCAUCUAUCUCCAAAUUGGUGGCUCUUGACCAACUAAAAUGAAUGAGCACCUCCUCAUGGAGUUUCUUUCCAGCUCUCUUUCGUACCACUCCCCUAGUGUUACUCUCUACAGUCUCAACUACACGUCUUCUCAGUUCUCAGCUCAACCAAUUCUGUUACUCUUCCUUCAACAAUGUCCAUUCAACUCGCUUUUUUCAAUAACAAAUAAUUGUGUGGUGCCCAUGAAAGAAUCAGAAUCUGGUCCUUCCUCCAACAGUACCAAAGCCACUGAAAAUCCUUCUUGGACUCUCUUUGCUACUCAGAACCUGCUUUUGGUGACUAUUACAAGGAGCAUGGGUAGUGGCCCUGCAUGAGUGGGAUGUAUUUGUGAGAGUUCUCAGAAGCCAAUGGUUUGCAACCUUUAUUAUUGAUUCCCGGUAUUUCUAUUCUAUCAGGUGCUCUUUCUGAUUAACCCAUUUUCUAGUUUAAAUUUCUACAUUUCGAAUAGCAACAAUGUAGAAUGUGUUAAUGUAGUUCACAUCUAUGUCUAUUCUGUUAAUGUAGUUUGGAAAAUUGAGACAAUAAUUAGAGUCAAAUUAGGUAAUGUUAUCAAUCUGUUAAAACUUAUUUAUAUGAGUUUGAUGGACAGUAUAGCACUCGAACCUGACGGAUUUCUGAUAGGAAUACACCAAUCCCAAGGGUGAGCUCUAUAAGGACUUCGGGGAUCAGGCCCUUCCCAUGCUAAAUGUGCAUAAUCUCACAAUUGGUGGGGGACUCUCUCAUAGGUAAUUGGUUCUUUAUUUAUGGGUGAUUGAUUCUGUUAUGGGUGAUUUAUUCUUCAUUCAUGAGGAACCUAUGUGUAAAGUACAGGAUAAAUAAUAGAGAAGGGGAGUACUUUAGACAGACUAUUGAGUGAGUAGAAUUUGAGAUUAAUUAUCUCUCGAAAGCUCUGCAAUUCUGUUUUCUUUUCCCUGUCAAUUUCUGGUUUCUUGUAUUGUUCUUACUAAUAUCACACAGAUAUCAUCAACAUAAUACUGAUCUUAUUCCGUUCUUCAUCUUCCUUUUCUAUUUUCUUGAUUGAAUCCUUUCACUUUCAUAGGGCACUGAGAAACAACUUUUUGAAAUCAAAGCCUAGAUUGUUCCCUACACGGUUGUUUAUUGCAUCUCACUUGGCUUUCUGUAAUAUUUUCUUAUCAUUUUGCUCUAUAUCAAGUUUCAUUGGAUGUUAGCUUUUGUUUGGAAUUAUAAAUUAGCUGUUCAGAACAGGAUGGAUGGAAAAUU
Messenger RNA from Gastrolobium bilobum, 1671 nucleotides. RefSeq lists its product as uncharacterized. The coding region runs from base 450 to 764 and encodes 104 amino acids. The record is from RefSeq and is a predicted model, not a curated record. The transcript is spliced from 2 exons. NCBI's taxonomy places the organism in Eukaryota, Viridiplantae, Streptophyta, Magnoliopsida, Fabales, Fabaceae.